Molecule: messenger RNA, 1137 nt
Organism: Acanthoscelides obtectus
Lineage: Eukaryota; Metazoa; Arthropoda; Insecta; Coleoptera; Chrysomelidae
Source: the annotation of a GenBank genome assembly
AUGAUCCACCCCGAAGUAGCCGAUGGUCUAGAGCGUCUUUGGAACGUAAGAGCAAACUGCAUAUGGGAAGCCGAUGAAAGUAGUCGCCAUGGAGAGGUUUAUAUAUUCGACCAUUCGAUUCCUUCAUGGAAGGUUUCAAUGCAAAAUUUUGCAUAUGGCCAAACAUCUUCUGGCAAAACACACACCAUUUUGGGCAAUGAAACAGAUCCUGGGCUUUUCCAAUUAGUAUCCAAUCAGUUAUUCCAGCAUGUGGCAGACCAGGUUGAUAAGAGGUACUUGAUUAGAUGCAGUUAUAUUGAAAUCUACAAUGAAAAGAUCAAUGACCUCCUGGAUAAGAGCAAUCAGGGUUUAACUAUAAGAGAAGAUAUCAAAGGAAAUGUGCUGCUUGAUGCAAGAGAACCUGUCGUAGACAAUGUUGAUAAAGUUAUGGAGAACAUGAUGCAGGGCAAUAAGAUCAGACGAGUUGCAGCUACUCGCAUGAAUGAGAGGUCAUCUCGAUCACACACGAUUUUCCGGAUUAUUCUGGAGUCGAAAGAUGCCAAUCAGAAAGAUGGACCUGUACAUAUAAGCUACCUUAACUUAAUGGACUUAGCUGGUUCUGAGAGAGUUUCUCUGACGAAAGCUGCUGGUGAGCGUCUUAAAGAGGGGGCUAACAUAAACAAAUCUUUGUCAGUAUUAGGAAAUGUGAUAAGGCAACUAAGCGAGGGGAAGGAGUUUAUCAGUUAUCGCGAUUCGAAAUUGACUAGACUGCUCUCACAGGCUCUUGGCGGUAAUGCCAAAUCAUUGAUUAUCGGAAAUGAAUGUACAAAUUCAGAUGUAUAUGGAUCUGUAGUAAAACCUUUAGUCGAUUCCUUCAUGGAAGGUUUCAAUGCACAAUAUUUGCAUAUGGCCAAACAUCUUCUGGCAAACACACACCAUUUGGGCAAUAAAACAGAUCCUGGGCUUUUCCAAUUAGUAUCCAAUCAGUUAUUCCAGCAUGUGGCAGACCAGGUUGAUAAGAGGUACUUGAUUAGAUUCAGUUAUAUUGAAAUCUACAAUGAAAAGAUCAAUGACCUCCUGGAUAAGAGCAAUCAGGGUUUAACUAUAAGGGAAGAUAUCAAAGGAAAUGUGCUGUUGAUGCAAGGGAAGCUGUCGUAG